Molecule: messenger RNA, 4320 nt
Organism: Cynoglossus semilaevis (tongue sole)
Lineage: Eukaryota; Metazoa; Chordata; Actinopteri; Pleuronectiformes; Cynoglossidae
Product: ena/VASP-like protein
Exons: 8
Coding region: 2440-4320 (626 amino acids)
Biological process (GO): actin polymerization or depolymerization; positive regulation of actin filament polymerization
Molecular function (GO): profilin binding; SH3 domain binding
Source: RefSeq, a predicted model, not a curated record
GGGGGGGGGGGGGGGGGGCUCCUGAGCUCUAGCUGCACCAGAGUGAACUGCACUUAACUGAACCAAACCAAACUUAAACUAACUCAGAUGUUAAAUCCAAGUCAACCUGACAGAGGAGGAUCUUGGGGGGUUUCAUUCCAGAUCUGCUCUCACAUCCCAACGGAGAUGAAGUGGUAUGAGGUGGAACUUAAAAAACAAAAAAAGACUUUUCUAAUUUUUUUUCUCAUUUUACACUACAUGUAAAGUGUUUUUUUUUUUUUUUUUUGUGAAUACUGUAGCCAAUAGUCACCUAGGCAAGACAAGGUAACGGAUCAAAUCCAAUGUAACAGAACCAAAAGCGGCGACUUUCUGACUGCAUCUGUACAACCUAGCGUUUACUCUCUUCACACACACACACACACACACGCGCGUAAAAUGAAUAAUCUCUUCCACUGCCUGUAAGAACUGUGUCAAAGUGAGUACCAUUAGGCUGAAGGUCAAAGGGCAUUUGGAGAACAACUGUGUACUUAAGUUAGGAGCACAGGACAAUAUCUCUCUUUUUAUUCAAAUUAUUCUCAGUUAAUAUUUAACAACUCAGGAAAAUGUCAGCAAAUCAGGAAACCUGUCCCUUCAGCAUCCAGAGUGGAUCAACAUAAAGUUCCACACACUGCAUGUGAUGGAAAAAAACAAAACAUAAAUGCGUACUCUAUUUAAGAAAUCAGGGUUAAAAACAUUUUUCUUCCCUUUUUAUUUAUUGAUCAUGUUCACCAUCCAUCACAGCCAAUGACGGUUCCUCUGUGUUUUAUUUUCCCAAAAUAACUGCAGUUGUUUCCAGAUGUGUACAUAAGCAGGAAGGCCUGAAGCAUGUGAGUGAGAGAGUCAUGGGUGAAAAAUUCAAUAUUUGGAACUGAUUGCAAUUGUUUUACGCUUCCUUUAUUUUGAGAUGUGAGCAGAUUCAGAACUACGCCUGUUUUUUUGGUUUUUUUUGUUUGUUUCACUCUUCACUUAAUUGCAUCCAUAUCUGUUCAUGGAGGAGAACAAUAAGACCACUACACUGUAAAUGUCAAUGGUUGAUGUGCGGCCACGGGUUAGCAUCAUCAGUCUGUGGAAACAAGGUCUUUUAUUGGAUGGAAGUGUCUCUGUGUUUUAUUUAUAUUCCACUGUUUGAUACAUGCAGUAAACUCCAAGUCCUUUAUGUACAUUAAUGGAACAACAGAUCCCGUUCCACAAGUACUCACAGGCUGCAUGAAUAAUUUAAUCAUUUUUAGUGAGACAUGGUGAUGUUUUGAACCCUAGUGAAAUGAUUGAUUGUUGGACUCACGUUUAUCAAAAAACAACAACAACAGCAGAGACCGUAGUUGCAUACAUAAUUUGUCCAACCAUGAAACUCCUACUCUUCCAGGACUACUGAAAAUCACUAGACAGUUGUACAUACAUACCAUGUCGUAAUCAUUUAAAAAUGUGUUAACCAUGUUUCAAUCUAACAAUUUUAAGUCUCCCCAGUUAUUAUUAUGUAAUAAAACAUACUUUAAUAUGUCAUUAAAAUUGGGAUUUGGCAACAAAAACUGUAGAUCUCUACAGUUUAGUCAUAUAUAUAUAUUUAUAUAUAUUUCAAAGAAGCUACUCAUUCCUCCCUGAAAUUGACUGUGAACCUCAGAUAUUGAUUAGUUGAUAAAACCUAAUGAUAUGAUCUGAUGAAAUAUAUAAUCUAAAUCACAGACAGGUACUAAAAUGUAAGUAUUUGCAGCAUCUACAAGUCAAAAGCAAAGGGCAACAGACUGCAUGAGAGACAGAGCAGGGACCAUCUACUGUAUAACUCUGUAACUUCUGCCGUUUUUAUGUUAGAUUUGAUCAAUGGAAAUUUCAAGGCACCCAAAUUUAUGAAAACUUCACGACCUCCUGCAGUACCUUUGCAGAUCCUCUAGGAGCCACGUAUCCUUUGUAAAAGACCAAUGUGUCACAAUGCAUUGUGACCGGUGGACAGCAGCGGGCUGCAUAUGCGAAUUUCGCCCGCAAGUGGGCAGCAUUGAGCCGGUCUGCUCCUUCUCUCUCCCUCCCCUUUUCCUCCACACGCCGAAUUAGCAUUCCCCCUCAAAUCUCACCCUCGGUCUGUCGCUAUCUUCCUCUCUCCUUACCAAAACACUCCGGAUGGGCAGAAAAAAUGUCGUGAGUGAACCGGAGGCUGACGAGCACCGUUCACCGUCUGAUAGUGAGCAGCCUCGACCGGACAUGGACUUGAGGAGCCGCCACGGCGACAGCGGAGAGAAGAGACAACGGAGCACAAAGCCCACGACCACCGCAGCUGCCGCUCGCCUUACCGCUUAAGAACAACACUGUAGCGUUGGUACCGAAUCACAGAGAUACUUCAUAGAACCCCAGACUAUCAUAUAGGACUGGGACGAACUGUCGGCUGCUUCUUAACCGGGAAAAUCUGCUCCGGAGGAAAGAAAGACGGAGAAAAUGAGUGAACAGAGCAUCUGCCAGGCGCGGGCCUCUGUCAUGGUGUACGAUGACGCCAGUAAAAAGUGGGUGCCCAUCAAGCCCGGGCAGCAGGGAUUCAGUCGCAUCAACAUCUACCACAACACUGCCAACAACACCUUUAGAGUGGUGGGAGUCAAACUGCAGGACCAGCAGGUGGUGAUAAACUACUCCAUAGUAAAGGGUCUGAAAUACAAUCAGGCCACUCCCACCUUCCACCAGUGGCGUGAUGCUCGUCAGGUCUACGGGCUCAACUUCGCCAGUAAGGAGGAGGCCACGACUUUCUCCAACGCCAUGCUGUUCGCUCUCAAUGUCCUCAGCUCACCUGACAGUGGAGGUCCAGUCGUUCAGCGCCAAAAUGGGCCGUCCUCGGAUGAAAGUGAGGCGCAGAGAAGGAUGAUGGAGCAGCAUCAGAUGCAAGCCCACAAGGAGAGGGAGAGACGGACGUCAGGAUCAGUCGUUUCCACUCUCCAAUAUAAAGUCUCCACUCCCCCCAUCCACCCUGACACUCCACCCGAGUACAGACAGUACAGAGCUAGCACACUGCCACCUGCCUAUGUCCGCGUGGCCUCCUCCUCUCCCCCCUCCUCCUCUGCCUCCUCCUCUCCUUCUCAGGAGAAGGAGCUAGCAGCAGCUAGGGACAAGGCCCAGCUCUCCUCCCAGCUCUCCACCUCGCUCGCUUCAGCUUUUUCCCCAGUGCAGGCAGGAGUGACCACCCAGGGCCGACAAGUCCGUCAGAUCCCCCUGUCUCCACCCACAGCUGCCCGACACCUGCUCCUGCAGCAGCAGCAGCAGGACCUCAUGCUGCCUCCCAAACACGGCACCUGGUCCGCCUCACAUUUACAGCAGAUGUACGCCCAGAUGGCCCCCUCCUCUUCCCCUCCCGUCAUGAUGGCCGUGCCAGUGAAGCAGGGCUUGCCCCCUCAGCCCGUCCUGCCCGUAGCCCACCCACUCCCACCCCUGAGCACCAGGAUGAAGCACCCAUCUCUCGACCCGCAGGGUGCUGCUCAGCAGCAGUACGCCCAGCACCCACCUCACCCCCACUCCAACGGCCAGCCAGACAACUCUUACUCACCUCACUCUCAGCAUCCAGCACCCAUGCCUCAGCACUGUGAACCCACACCCCUGCCUCCUCUGACAGCCCACCAGCCCCAGUAUCCACCCAGCCUCCACCCUCAGCAGCAUCUGCAACAGCUUCCACCAACUCCACCUCCACAGCAGCAGCAGGUGUACCACCAACAGGCCCAGCCCCUUACAGCCACCAUCACCUCCUCCUCACCCCCUUCUUACGCAGCUAUGCCUGAUGGUGCCUUACCCAAGGAGGCCCACUCCCCUGUCCCCCAGCAGGUCCCUGUGGCUAGCAGCAGUCCUCCUGUCUCCGCAGGUCACCCGGCCAUGCUCUCUGUGGCACCUCCUCCAACUUCAGCUCCAGCUCCCCUUGCUGGUCCUCCAGCACCUCCGCCACCACCAGGCCCACCACCUCCUAUGGCUGUGCCCCCUCCCAUGCCCCCUCCCCUGCCUGCUGGUGGGGGGCCUCCUGGUGGUCCUCCAGGCAUCCAACACCAACCCUCAGGGCUGGCGGCAGCAUUGGCUGGUGCCAAGCUACGUAAAGUACACAGGGAUGAAAGCAGUUCGCCUGGUUCUGGAGGGAAAAGCGAUUCCAAUCGGUCUAGUGGGAGCAGCGGUGGUGGAGGGGAGGGGCUGAUGCAGGAGAUGAAUGCCUUACUAGCUCGCAGGUUAAACAACAGCACACACGGAAACACACACUUCCACAUUCUUAUCUCCUCCUUUUCCAGUUUUCAAAGCUUUUUGUCAAAAUGUAUUAGUUUUUGGCCAGAAAUGACACAAAAAGUUCACAUUUAA